Elephantulus edwardii (Cape elephant shrew) is the source of this 591-nucleotide messenger RNA. It is a transcript of the gene CUNH2orf80, whose product is annotated as chromosome unknown open reading frame, human C2orf80. The transcript is spliced from 7 exons. Lineage: Eukaryota; Metazoa; Chordata; Mammalia; Macroscelidea; Macroscelididae. Bases 1 to 591 code for a protein of 196 amino acids. The record is from RefSeq and is a predicted model, not a curated record.
AUGGAAAGGAGACUCCUAAAGAAGGAAAUGAAGAAAAUCCUGGGAGAUUAUAUUGGCAUCAGACUUCGGGAAAAUGAAUUUGACCCCAAAGGAAGAAGGCAGCUCACCUUUCUAGAUGAUAUGGCUCACUAUGACUUGGCCAUCAGUGUUGCUUUGCAUUGGCUGGAUCACUCGGAAGACUUAACAUGGCUGGAGCAGGAGGAAGUGAAAAUACCAUUUCAUGGCAAACCCAUAUAUCCAAAUCACACAGAACGAAAAGCUAUGAUUUUAUCAUCUUAUGCUGGAAUCUUAAUGAACAGCAUCCCAAUUGAAGAAGUGUUUAAAAUUUAUGGAGCUGCUAUCUCUACCAAUUCUGAUAAAACCAAGGUUCCUCCAGCCUUCCGCCUCUCUUUGCACCCAUUUGCCAUGCUAACAGCACCCAAAGCCGCAGAAUACGCCCGCAAUCAGAGUGUCAAGUUAAGAAGAGGAGCAACAAAUAAAAAUGCCACCAACAGCUCAAUGAGGGCGACAAAGGCCACGGAAUGGAAGUCAACAAAAAGUUUGUCUUUGAACGUGCAGCCAAAGAACAAAGUAUGUCUAAAUGCAGAUUGA